Messenger RNA from Paramisgurnus dabryanus, 401 nucleotides. The record is from RefSeq and is a predicted model, not a curated record. Lineage: Eukaryota; Metazoa; Chordata; Actinopteri; Cypriniformes; Cobitidae.
AUGAAUUGGUUUAUUUGUCCGUGAUGUCUCUGCUAUAUAAAUGUUAUCAUGUGUGAGGAGGAGCUGGAGAAACAUCAUGAGAUGUGUCGAUGACACCCUGAAAUAAAGACACGCACUGAAUGUGUGAGGAAAUGAGUUCUGCUCUGAUUCACGAUAAAUUAUUUAUCAAGACGUUCUGGGAGCAGAAGAUCGACCAUCACACCAGCAUGACAGAAGCUGAGGAGCAGAGGAGGAAGAGCAGCGCUCUCACAAAGCUUCGUGACGAGUGGCUGAAGAGACUGGAAAACCGGACGAAACAUCUGAAGAAUUUUGGUGACAACCGCAGCCCGAGCGUAUCAACCACGUGAUGAACGCGUGACACACAGAUGAUCUGAAGUCAAUAAAGACACACAUGAUAUGAA